This is a messenger RNA of Knipowitschia caucasica, 3255 nucleotides long. NCBI's taxonomy places the organism in Eukaryota, Metazoa, Chordata, Actinopteri, Gobiiformes, Gobiidae. The record is from the annotation of a GenBank genome assembly.
AUGGGGAAUACGCCUGGAGGUUUGGAAGGCCAGCCAGGCAGAGAUGGCACUCCAGGAUCCACCGGCCCUCACAAGCCAACACGGGCCAAGCUCCCCAUGCCACCUGAGGAGGAGCUGGAGGAGCGCUUCAAUGCACUUCUGAACACCAUGAAUCUUCCUCCGGACAAGGUGAAGAUCUUGAGCGUGUACGACAGUGAGAAGAAGUGGGAUCUGAUCUGUGACCAUGAGCGAGUUCAGGUCAAGAAUCCUCCAUCUACAUAUUUGGACAAACUCAGGAGUAAUCUGGACCAUGGAGGGGUCAGCCGUAAGUUUAAACGGCGUGUCCCGGAGUCCACGCAGGUGCUGAGAGAGCUGGAGAUCUCCCUCAGGACAAAUCACAUCGGUUGGGCUCAGGAGUUUCUGAACGAGGAGAACCAGGGUCUGGAUGUGUUGGUGGAGUACCUGUCUCACGCCCACAGUGCUGCUAUGUGCGAUGGAGAUGCUCUGGACAAUGGCGCGGUCUCCACAGAGAAAGUGAAAUCGGUCGAUAAGUCGGUGGAAGAUCUGAGCAGAAGUGCCACAAACUCACCCUCUCACACAUCCUCAAAGGCCAACAAAGGCUUCACAGUUAGGAAAGCCCUGAGGACGUCCCGGGUGGUGAGCCAGAAGGACGACACGCACCUGUGCAUCAUGUGUUUACGUGCCAUCAUGAACUACCAGUCGGGCUUUAACCUGGUGAUGACUCAUCCCUGCUGCGUGAAUGAGAUCACCCUGAGCCUCAACAACAGGAACCCCCGAACCAAAGCGCUGGUGCUGGAGCUGCUGGCGGCUGUCUGUCUCGUGAGGGGAGGACAUGACAUCAUCCUGUCCGCUUUUGACAACUUUAAGGAGGUUUGUGGCGAGAAAAGAAGAUUCGAGAAGCUCAUGGAGUUCUUCUACAACGAGGACAACAACAUAGAUUUCAUGGUGGCGUGUAUGCAGUUCAUUAACAUUGUGGUGCACUCUGUGGAGAACAUGAACUUCAGAGUGCAUCUGCAGCAUGAGUUCACGCACCACGGUCUGGACGAACACCUGGAGCAGUCCCUGAAGUUCACGGAGAGUGACCGGCUGCAGGUUCAGAUUCAGGCCUAUCUGGACAAUGUGUUUGACGUGGGAGCGCUGCUGGAGGACGCAGAGACUAAGAACGCUCUGCUGGAGCACAUGGAGGAGCUACAGGAGCACAACACACAGCUAAAUACAAGGUUGCAAGAAAACGAAAAGGAAUCUGCAGAGAAAGUGUCGGAUCUGGAAAAGAAACUGAUUCAAGCGACUAAAGAAGUGGAGCUGCUGAAGGAAAGCCUCCGCGAGUCGUGCGCUCAGGUCAGUGCGCUGCAGCGGCAAGAGCGAGAGCGAGAGCUGGAGCGAGAACGUGAGCGAGAAGUGGAGAGAGACAAAGAGAGGAGCCUCCAGGUGCUACGGGAGCUGGAGCUCAGGGUCCAGGCUCUGGUCGACCAGGGUCUCCUCAGGAUGGAGCGCUCUACAUCGGGUCAACUGGACAUCCACGUGGUCCCUGCUGUCCCUACUGUCCCUGCUGUCCCUGCUGUCCCUACUGCCCUGCAAGUUGAAGAUGAGCCAGAUGCAGGCGGCGUCACAGCGGUACCAACACAACAGGAAGUGGCUGUUCCAGAAAAGAUCCAACCCUCUCCUGCUCCUCCUCCUCCUCCUCCACCUCCUCCACCACCUCCUCCUCCUCCUUCCUCUGCUCCAGGAUCCCCCCCAGCACCUCCUCCACCACCCACAGCCCCUCCAGCCCCACAGCUGCCCCCUGCUGGAGGAGCUCUGCCAACAGCCUCUAAGAAGAAGAGGACAAUCCAGACAAAGUACCGCUUGCCGUUGUUCAACUGGCAGGAGCUCAAGUCCAACCAAGUGACAGGAACCAUCUUCAACGAGCUGGACGACGACCGCGUUCUCGAGGAGCUGAACAUGGCAGCCUUUGAAGAGCAGUUCAAGACCAAAGCCCAGGCUGCCCCUGCAGAGAUUGGCACCAUGAGGAUAAAAAUGGCCCAUAAGACUCCCAGCAAAGUGUGUUUAAUGGAACCAAACCGGGCCAAGAACCUGGCUAUUACUCUACGAAAGGAGGGCAUGGCGGCGUCAGACAUCUGCUGUGCCAUAGAGACUUACAACCAGAAAGCCCUGAGUCUGGAUUUCCUGGAGCUGUUGGAGAGAUUCAUUCCCACCGAGUACGAGAUGAAGCUCAUUCACAACUACGAGUGUGAGGGCAGGCCGCUGGACGAGCUGAGCGAGGAGGACCGCUUUAUGGUGCGAUUCGGAAAGAUCCCCCGCCUGGCCCAGCGCAUCAGCACGCUCACCUUUAUGGGCAAUUUCACCGACUUUGUCCAGCUCAUUCAGCUGCAACUUGAUGCUUUGAUCGCUGCGUCGAUGUCGAUAAAAUCAUCGAUAAAACUCAAGAAGAUUUUAGAGAUCAUUUUAGCGUUUGGAAACUACAUGAACAGCGGUAAACGUGGAGCGGCGUACGGCUUCCGACUGCAGAGCUUGGACUUGCUUUUAGAAACCAAAUCCACAGAUCGCAGACAGACUUUGCUUCACUUCAUCGUCAACACCAUUAAGGAGAAGUAUCCGGCGCUUCACUCGUUUCACACAGAGCUGCACUUCCUGGACAAGGCGGCGAUGGUGUCUCUGGACAGUGUUCUGCAGGACGUGCGCGCUCUGGAGCGGGGCAUGGACGGGACCAGGAGGGAGAUCUCUGUGGAGGACGACAGCCCCGUCCUCAAAUCAUUUGUCCAAAGUAACUCCAGCCUCCUGGAUUCUGUCGUCACAGACGGCAAAAAGGCACAGGACGUGUAUGACUCGGCAGUGGAGUAUUUUGGAGAAAACCCCAAAACGAUGCCUCCAGCCAUGUUCUUUCCUGUUUUCGUGCGCUUCAUCAAGGCGUACAAGCAAGCGGAGCAGGAGAACGAGGAGCGAAAGAGGAAAGUCACCUGUGAUCCUCCGCUAACCUCCCCUAAACCCGACAUCAACAAGGUGUCCACGAUGCCAAAGCUGCCUCAGAUGGACCUGAUCGCGGAGCUGAAGAAGCGACAGACCACUUCUUUAGUGAGAGAGGGAAAAGACGGAGCCAUCGAGGACAUUAUCACAGCUCUUAAGUCCGUGCCCUUCACGGCUCGCUCUGGCAAACAUCUGAGGAACCAGCCGUACAGGAGGGCGGACGGGGGCCGCCGCAGCGCCAAGUGGAAGCCAGGACAACACCUGCAAGUGUCCUCAGACAUCUCACUCUGA